AAGAAACUGAAGGAAACAUUUGCUUUUAUACAAGUAUUGGACAAAAACAUGAGUAACCUUCGCACCUGGUUGGCCUGGAUUGAGUCUGAGCUUUCCAAGCCUGUUGUUUAUGAUAUCUGUGAUGACCAAGAAAUCCAGAAGAGACUGGCAGAACAACAGGAUCUGCAACGAGACAUAGAGCAACAUACUGCAGGGGUGGAAUCCGUGUUUAAUAUCUGUGAAGUCCUGCUGCACGAUUCAGAUGCGUGUGCUAAUGAGACAGAGUGUGACUCCAUCCAGCAGACUUCCAGGAGUUUGGACAGGCGUUGGAGAAACAUUUGCGCCAUGUCUAUGGAAAGACGAAUGAAAAUUGAGGAAACCUGGCGCCUGUGGCAGAGGUUUUUGGACGACUAUUCUCGCUUUGAAGAUUGGCUGAAUUCAUCUGAAAGGAUAGCAGCUAAACCUAAUACUUCAGAGGUGUUGUACACCCAUGCAAAGGAGGAGCUGAAGAAAUUUGAGGCAUUCCAACGGCACAUUCAUGAGCGACUCACUCAGUUGGAGCUGAUCAAUAAGCAGUACAGGCGCCUUGCCCGUGAGAACCGUACGGACUCAGCCAGCAAGCUGAAGCAGAUGGUACACGAAGGCAACCAGCGCUGGGAUAAUCUCCAGAAACGAGUCGCUGCCAUUUUGAGGAGACUCAAGCACUUCACCAGUCGGAGAGAUGAGUUUGAGGGGACCAGGGAAAGCAUCCUUGUUUGGCUUACAGAGAUGGACCUCCAGCUGACAAACGUGGAGCACUUCUCAAAAAGUGACUUUGAUGACAAAAUGCGCCAGUUACAUGGUUUCCAGCAAGAAAUUACACUAAACACAAAUAAGAUUGAUGAGCUAAUUGUUUUUGGCAAGCAACUGAUUCAGAAGAGUGAGCCUUUGGAUGCUACCCUGAUAGAAGGCGAAUUAGAAGAACUUCACAGAUACUGUCAGGAAGUGUUUGGACGUGUUGCCCGGUUCCAUCGAAGACUGACUUCAAGGCAUCUUGGAUCGGAUGAUGAAAAUGAUACCUCUGAAAAUGAGACAAGUACAGAAGAUUCCAGAGAAAUCCAGAAUGAUCCCUGGCAUAAGGUGGCCAACAGUGAGGGGUCGUCUUUGCAACAGUCCUUUUGCCAACUUAUGCCCCCUACUGUAGGUUAUGAAAGAUCAGGCUGUGAAACCCCUGUCAGUGUUGACUCCAUCCCACUCGAGUGGGAUCACACAGGUGAUGUGGGAGGUUCUUCCUCUCACGAACAAGAAGAAGCAACAUACGUCAGUGCUCUGUCAGAUGUAGAAAUCACUGAAAAUCCUGAGGCAUAUCUUAAAAUGACCACAAAAACUUUGAAAGCAUCUUCUGGGGAGUCUAUUUCAGCAGGUCAUCCUUGGCAUUCUCCAGAUAGCCCAGUCUGCAGGAAACACCAAUACGACCAGGCGGAGAUGGUUGGAACUGUGUUGGCUGGUCCAGAGACAAGUAUUCCCUAUAUACCAGACUAUGUGAAUCAGCUCAGCUCUGCCAGCAGCUGCAGCAUCAACAAGGAGAGUAUUAUGUCUGCUGACACGAGUGGUGAAGAACCCCAAGAUGACCAAGAGCUGGUGAAUAUAGGAGCUGUGGAGAACAAGCCAGGCAUUAUUGAUAGGUGGGAGCUCAUCCAAGUUGAAGACCAUAGAAAUAAACUUAGGAUGAAACAGAAAUUGCAGCAGUGGCAGCAGCUGAACUCAGAUGUCAGCAACAUGUCUGCUUGGCUUGAUAAAACUCUGGAAGAGCUGGAAGAGCUGAACAAAGUGAUAACUCCAAACUGCAUCCAGGCGUUGGAACAGAAGGCCAAGAAACUGAAA
This is a messenger RNA of Eurypyga helias (sunbittern), 1842 nucleotides long. Its product is annotated as nesprin-2-like. Gene Ontology annotation, molecular function: protein binding. The record is from RefSeq and is a predicted model, not a curated record. NCBI's taxonomy places the organism in Eukaryota, Metazoa, Chordata, Aves, Eurypygiformes, Eurypygidae. The transcript has 11 exons. The annotation marks the transcript as partial.